AUGAGUUCUUCAAGGUUUGAUAAUCUGCUACGUAGAGUAAAACCUUUUAUAGUACGGAAAACCACUCAGUUAAGAGAACCUGUCUCAGCAGAAGAAAGAUUGUCUGUGACUUUGAGAUAUUUAGUUACUGGUGAUUCCAUGCAAACAAUAUCGUUUAGUUAUCGACUAGGUCACUCUACUGUUUCCUACAUAAUUGAAGAAACUUGUCAGGCUUUAUGGAGGGCACUAUCUGUUGAAUUUUUACAACCACCAAAAAGCAGUGACGAAUGGAAAAAAAUUAGUGAAGGGUUUGCUGAUAUUUGGAAUUUUCCCCACUGCAUCGGUGCUAUGGACGGCAAACAUAUCUUAAUGCAAGCACCACCAAAUGUUGCGUCACAAUAUUUCAACUAUAAGGGGACACACAGCAUUGUAUUGAUGGCGGUUUGUUACUACAACUACUGUUUUCUUUUAUUAGAUAUUGGUGAUUAUGGAAAAAAAAUUGACGGUGGGAUAUUCAAUGUCAUUUCUGGACAAAGUGCUAAGUUGCCAUACUUCUUCAUUGGCGACUCUGCUUUUCCUUUGAUGAACUCAAUGCUCAAGCCAUAUCCAGGCACUUAUCUACCAGAAAAUAAGCAUAUUUCCAACUACCGCCUUUUAAGAGCCAGACGAGUUAUUGAAAAUGCUUUUGGGAUACUAGCAUCAAAGUUCUGCAUAUUUAGGAGACCUGUUGUUGCUAAAGCACAUAAAGUUACUUUAAUAACACAGGCAGCAUGUGCACUUCAAAAUUUUCUUACAAUUUCUGAAAUGCAUUGCCCAACUUCAGGGAGAUUUUACUGUCCUGUUGGCUACAUUGAUAGAGAAGACCCACAAGGUAAUGUCAUCCCUGGUGAUUGGAUGGGUCAUUGUAAUACUCUUCAAUCAGUCCGUCACGUUGGAAGUAACUUGUACUCAAAGUCUGCUGCUGAAGUGCGAGAUUCAUUUAUGAACUACUUUAACUUGAGACCUGGUUCUGUACCGUAG
Messenger RNA from Amphimedon queenslandica, 999 nucleotides. RefSeq names its product putative nuclease HARBI1. The transcript is spliced from 2 exons. The record is from RefSeq and is a predicted model, not a curated record. NCBI's taxonomy places the organism in Eukaryota, Metazoa, Porifera, Demospongiae, Haplosclerida, Niphatidae. The coding region runs from base 1 to 999 and encodes 332 amino acids.